GUGUCGUGGGCGGGGUCGCGCAUGCUCACUUGGGCAGUGGGCCUGGAGCACAUCAAGAUGUCCACCAUGACGGUUCCGGAGCUGAAGCAGAUCAGCCGGGAGGAAGCAAUGCGCUUGGGGCCCGGCUGGAGCCACUCUUGCCACGCUAUGCUGUAUGCCGCCAACCCCGGGCAGCUCUUCGGCCGUAUCCCUAUGCGCUUCUCGGUGCUGAUGCAGAUGCGCUUCGAUGGGCUGCUGGGCUUCCCAGGGGGGUUCGUGGACCGGCGCUUCUGGUCGCUGGAGGAUGGCUUAAACCGGGUGCUGGGCCUGGGCCUGGGCGGCCUGCGCCUUACCGAAGCUGACUACCUGAGCUCACACCUGACUGAAGGUCCACAGCGGGUGGUGGCACACCUGUACGCACGGCAGCUGACACUGGAGCAGCUGCACGCUGUGGAGAUCAGCGCCGUGCACUCUCGGGACCACGGCCUGGAGGUGCUGGGCCUUGUACGUGUGCCGCUGUAUACCCAGAAGGAUCGAGUAGGAGGCUUUCCUAACUUCCUGAGCAACGCCUUCGUCAGCACCGCCAAGUACCAGCUCCUGUUUGCCCUUAAGGUCCUCAACAUGAUGCCCUCGGAAAAGCUGGCUGAGGCCUUGGCCUCAGCCACAGAGAAGCAGAAGAAAGCCCUAGAAAAGCUGCUCCCAGCCUCAUCCUGAGGAGGUUCCUCUACGGGUUCUUGGCCUCCUUUGCCUGUCCUUGCCCCACAGGCUCCGGAAUUCCCGAGAAGCGUGCCUUCUAGUGUUUGGUUUUGCACCCCUUCUGACUGCAAGGGACAAGCAGGCAGCUGUUCAUCUUUCCUGUCCCAAGCAGUCCAUGGGGCCUAGCUACCCUCUCAGGUUGGUCAAUGGUGUGGCCUGGGCCUGGCUUUUCAAGCUGAAGAUGCUCUCGCCCAUCCCAAGGCUCAAACUGUCCUGUGUGAGUCUGUUCAUGACUGGUGGAGUCCCAGCUAGAGCUCACUCUUCCAAGGCAACCAGUUGGUUGGUACAUAGCUCCUGGACUGGCCAGGGGUUUGUUAAUGGAGGUGACCUGUAAUGUUCCAUCACUCCUUCCCUUAGCCCAGAACCUGAUCCAGCUUGGGGUAGGAUGGUCAUUUGGGCAGUUGGCUUUCUCUGUUAAGUUUUUCUUUCUUAGUGUGUGAACUGUGGGUUGGUUUCAGAAUGGCUGUGCCCCACGUGGCUUUGCUUUCCCAUGUGGGCUUUGGCUCAGCUCUUGUGAAAGUGAGGA
This is a messenger RNA of Acomys russatus (golden spiny mouse), 1261 nucleotides long. It is a transcript of the gene Nudt16l1, whose product is annotated as nudix hydrolase 16 like 1. Bases 22 to 693 code for a protein of 223 amino acids. Gene Ontology annotation, cellular component: nucleus. Gene Ontology annotation, molecular function: snoRNA binding. NCBI's taxonomy places the organism in Eukaryota, Metazoa, Chordata, Mammalia, Rodentia, Muridae. The transcript is spliced from 3 exons. The record is from RefSeq and is a predicted model, not a curated record.